Tripterygium wilfordii is the source of this 2477-nucleotide messenger RNA. RefSeq names its product putative zinc transporter At3g08650. The coding region runs from base 414 to 2198 and encodes 594 amino acids. Gene Ontology annotation, biological process: zinc ion transmembrane transport. The transcript has 6 exons. Gene Ontology annotation, cellular component: membrane. Lineage: Eukaryota; Viridiplantae; Streptophyta; Magnoliopsida; Celastrales; Celastraceae. Gene Ontology annotation, molecular function: zinc ion transmembrane transporter activity. The record is from RefSeq and is a predicted model, not a curated record.
AAUAUAUUUUCCAUAUAUUUAAUAAAACAUGUUUUUAAAUAAAAAGCGUAUUAAAUUGUUACUAUUUUUAAAUUAAUGCGCCGUAUAGAGAGAGUAGAAACAGAAUUCUCAAAAUUAUUCCUUGGAAUUAUUCCUUCCUUUUGUAUCCACUGCUGAGAUUAUAAAAUCUAUAUACUAGUGUCGUUCCUUCUUGGGCUUGGACUCGUUCUCGAUCGAUUUCGUUGAUUCCACAGCUGAUUGGCCAUUCUCCAACAAUGCUACUUUGACUUCUGAUUGCCGCUCUUGAAUUUAUCAGUGCUGACACCUUGGAGUUAGCACUGAUGGAGUUUCUAUAGCAUAUUUGGAAAGCUAGCACUAGCAAUUCUGUCUAGACUCCAGAGAGGUGACAUAGUUUCUUUUUCUGGGUGGCGUAUAUGUACGGAACAAUGCAUUUUGGAAUGAAGCAAGUCCUUUUACCUUUGCUGUUCUCUGUACUGCUCUGUGGUUGUAUUAGGGCAGAGUCUGAAAGUGAGAACCCACAGAAGUUGAGAUCAGCUCCACACGAAAUUGUCGGAAAUGUUGUUAUAGAUGGCACUGGGAGGGAGAGUAUUAUUACUGGGCAGGGUGAGAGGAAGGGCAGCUACAAUAGAGUCUCGGUGUCUACGGUAGCAUUGUUUACGUUGGCAAUGGCUGGUGCAACUGGUUUAGGGGCAGUGCCUUUCUUCUUUGUGGAGCUUGAUCCUCAGUGGGCUGGAAUUUGCAAUGGAAUGGCUGCAGGUGUGAUGUUGGCUGCAAGCUUUGACCUUAUACAGGAAGGCCAGGAGCAUGGUGCUGGCAGUUGGGUUGUGUUUGGAAUUCUAGCGGGUGGCAUUUUUAUAUUGCUUUGUAAGAAGUUGCUUGAACAAUAUGGGGAAGUCAGCAUGUUGGAUAUAAAAGGUGCAGAUGCAGCUAAAGUUGUUCUUGUUAUUGGAAUAAUGACACUUCAUUCAUUUGGAGAGGGCUCUGGUGUUGGAGUUUCUUUUGCUGGCUCAAAAGGUUUCACUCAGGGACUUUUGGUAACAUUAGCAAUAGCUGUACACAACAUACCAGAAGGUUUAGCUGUAAGUAUGGUGCUUGCAUCGAGGGGUGUCUCUCCACAGAAUGCAAUGUUAUGGAGUGUAAUUACAUCCUUACCCCAGCCCAUUGUUGCAGUGCCUGCAUUUAUAUGUGCCGAUGCAUUUAACAAAUUCCUGCCAUUUUGUACUGGCUUUGCUGCUGGGUGUAUGAUCUGGAUGGUUGCUGCUGAGGUGCUUCCUGAUGCAUUCAAGGAGGCCUCUCCAUCUCACGUGGCAUCUGCAGCCACAAUUUCUGUAGCAUUUAUGGAAGCUCUCAGCACUUUUUUCCAGAAUUUUAGUCAUCAAUACAGUUCAGAAGAUGCUUCUGGCUUCUUUGUUUCAUUACUUUUUGGUCUUGGGCCGUUACUUGGGGGCAUUAUUCUUGUUGCAUUUGCACUUUCUUUCCGUCUUCAGCAUGCCCUUCUCAUGGGUGUCGCAUCUGGCAUUGCCUUUGUCCUUGGUGCCUGGCGACCACUACAACUACUUCUGUCUUCAAAAAUGGGAUUUUUCCCCAUGAUGACGUUGCUUGUUAUGGGUGCUGCAUUUGUCAAUUUUUUAAGUUCCACCGUCUCAAGACUUGCUGGCCGCAAAAGAGCUUCAGCAAAUGAUUUACCCAUAGGAUCCGGUUUCCCAAUGAGUGUUCAAACCCUUCAGUCGUUCUUAUCAUGUGGAGCAGUUGCCGUUCAUGCUUUGGCCGAGGGGCUUGCCCUUGGAGUGGCUGCACCGAAAGCUUAUGGACUUGGUCGGCACAUGGUUCUUCCUGUAUCUCUCCAUGGACUUCCUCGGGGUGCAGCUGUGGCAAGCUGCAUUUUUGGGGCCACGGACAGCUGGCACAACUCCCUUGCAGCAGCAGCUCUUAUUGGGUUUAUGGGCCCAACGUCUGCAAUUGGAGCAAUACUUGCAGGAAUCGACUACAGUGGUCUAGAUCAUGUGAUGGUGUUUGCUUGUGGGGGAUUGCUUCCAAGCUUUGGAAGAAUCAUCAGGAGAGCAUUGAGCUUGAAUGCACAAAAAAGUAGCUGUGGGCUUUUGAUUGGAGUGGGGUUUGCUACUCUCUGUUUAACAUUCACCAAGUUGGUUUGCUUACACACACCUUACUGCAAUUCUGCUCCUGAGGCUGUAAGAUGAAGCAUCUGGGACACAAGUUUGGCUCCUCAGACAGACCAGCAUACUCACAGAUUGUAGAAUAGAUUGUGGCAAAGGGAAAAAAGGAUGGGAUGAAGGGAAAAUUUAGUGGGAAAUGUGACAUGUCUUGACUCUUGAGUAGGUGAGCUUUUGAACUCCACACUAAUUUAAGAGAGAUAUGGUGAUUUUCCCUUAUGGUUUCCAUUUAUACAAGCAUACAGCUCUGAUGCUGAGAUUUUUACGGCACGACAUUCCUACAGAAGAAAUCCUUUUGAGGCUUUA